AGUGAAUAUCGCAUUUUCAAAUCUUGAUAUGGAGUUUAUACGCAAUAUGCAGUGCCUGAAAAAGAAGGUCGGUGUUUUACAUGGUUAAUUUCAUUGAAAGCUAUGUUUAGCUUUCAAGGAUAACGGGACAGUAUUUGGAACGCAAUUUUUGUUAUUCUUCAAAUUAUACUAUUUUUUUAUUUUCACUGACGCAAUGAUCGCGAAAACAUUUCUUAUGAUAUUAUGCGUAACAAGUUUCUUUUACAUUUUUUACGUUUUACGUAAAUUGGUGUAUUUUCUUUCUGAUCCGAAUGAAAAUCAGAAAACUCUACUUUUAUCUAUUAAAGAUGGGAAUCUAAAUUUAUCCACAUUAUGGUCACUAUUAAUAAACUCCUGUUUAUUAAGCAUUUUCAUACUGCAACAUUCGUUUAUGGCGAAUGCUACAGUAAAAAAUAUAUUGAAAAAGUUAUAUAUUAACGAGAUAGAAAGAAGUUUCUAUAAUACAUGUAGUGCAGCUGCUCUUUGCUUAUUACUCGAUAAUUGGCAAUUUAUACCAUGGAUUAACAUUUGGAAUAUAGAUAUAUCUAAUAAUAAUAUAUUAUGGUCGAUGUUUAUAUUUAUACAUAUUCUUGGUUGGUGUAUUAUAUAUGGAGGGUGUUUAAUAAUGGAUAUUUCAGAAUUAGUUGGCUUCAGGCAAGUUUAUUAUAAGAUUACAGCAAGGCCUAGUCCUAUGAGUAAAAAAUCUAAAGAGUUACAACGAUAUUACGCACAUAUGAGACAUCCUAGUUUUAUUGGUUUUCUUAUAAUCUUGUGGGUACAUCCUUUUAUGAGCCUUGACAGAUUUCUACUGGCUUCAAUAUUUACAAUUUAUAUGUUGUUAAGAUGGGCUAUAGAUAAAGAAGAUUAUCAAUAUCAUGCUCAUGUCCUUAGAUGUAAACAGAGAGAAUGUUUUUUUUAAUAUUUUUGUAUACCAAAACAGGAGAUGAGCAAGUGCCUUGAGCAUAUUUCAAUUUAAUAUAAGUAGAUGUAAUAUAACUGUAUGUUGGUGUAUGUAUUAAUAUCGUACUAACUGUGUCUACGUAUUAUAUAUUUAUUUAUUACAAAAAGUAAAAGUUAUGUCAAUUAUGAGAAAUGUUUUAUUAGAAUAUUAAAUUAGAACUGUAAUGAAGCAUAUAAAUAAUUAAUUUGGUAUUUCAAUUAGUAGAGCUGUUCCUUUCAAUAUCCAAUAUGAUUGUUGUUGAACUGAUGGGAGUAAUAGAGGUAAAACAAAGUUAGUACUAUGCCCUGUCGUAGAUAAAACUCCUGCACGUAAACUAGUUUUAUAUAAUGGACAUACGUAUCUUGAAUCUUGUUCUGGUAAUUGUAAAACUGGAUUUACGUGUACAACUGGAAGCCAAGGAUGCAUUUCACCUACAAUAUUAAUUAUAAUGUAGUAGUAAAAUUUAUUAAACUGUUAUUUAUUUUUAUAAACAUGUUACCUAUAUUUGCAUCAACUAAAAUAUUAAAUUGAAAAUCCCAUCUGCCAGCAUCAAUAAAUAAACCAUGUACAAAAACUCCAUCUUCUGGAGUUUGUAAGUUUUUAUAUGCUUGUGGUACCUGUGAAGUAGAAAUUUUAAUAUUCAUGUAAUAAUGCAUAUACAUACAAAUAUUACUUCUUUAUACGCUAUCUUAUGCUCAGCUUCUAUAUCUUCUUGAUCUAAAACAAUGUUAGUGACUUGGAAAUCCAAUUUUAAUUGAUCGAUUGGGGUAUUAUAUUUCCUUGCAUAAGUUUGUAAUAUACCAGUUAUGAAACCUUGUGGAAAAGAUAGUCCAGAUAUCCAAAAAGACAAUGGUGUAGUAUGCAAUAACCAUAUCUAGACAUAAAAAGAAAAAUGAAAUUCAUAAUGUGUUGCAGAUAAUUUAAACAGAAAUAUACCUCUAUGAAAUCAAUACGAAGUUCCAAGUUUCUUAUCCAACUUCCAAGAGUUUUUAAAGAUGGAUAUACAUUAACAUUGUGCCACAUUUGUGGUACCUAAUUUUAUUUAAAUUAAUUUUUAUAUAUUCAUAUUUUUUUACAUUAAUAUUUGUCAAUAUAUGUAUUUAUUUGUUUUUUGAUUAUAAAGACUCGCCUGAUUAUUGAUCAAAGCUGUGAAAACAGUUUCAAGUUCCUCUGACAUAACAACAAAUCCUUUAAUAGCUCGUUGUAGAUUUUCCAUUGAGGAAUGUAUUUUUGUUAAAAGUUUAUUAUAUCUAUCUACUUCGUGUAAAAGAACUGUAGUGAAAGAUGGUAUUCUACCCUUUUCAUCUAACUAGAAAUAUUGUAAACGUAUUUGUAAAAUCUUAUUAUUAAGUAUAAUCAAGAUUCUUCCUACUUUGAAGUGCGAAGAGUGACACAUAUGAGAAUCUAUGUUUAUUUUAAUUCUAUCCAUGACCAUAUCUGCUAUUUCAUAUGCUAUUUCUGCGAUAGAUUUACCAUUUGAUAUGAUACUUUCUUUAGGUUGUGCUUCCAACAUAGUAUUUAUAAAAAAUUGAGUCUCUUUUAGCUAUAAUUGAUUUUAAAAUUAGCAUUAGUAUACAAUAUUUUAUAUAUAUAUAAAUUCAUAUUUAAUAUUUACAGACACACAUAAACACACACACACACAUUGGAAGAACUAUUUUAAUAACUUUAUUAUUAAUUGUGCAAUUAUAUUCUUACUUGGUAAGCUAUAUUUGCAUUUUCAUGCAUUCUAAAAAUUUCGGAAUCCUCAACAAUUGGGAAAGUGUCAACAAAAUCUUUAUAUUCCUGAAGUUUUUUAUAUUUGGGACAGUAAUAUAUACCGGAUGGUGAAUAAAUAUAAUCUGAAAACAUAUUUUAAUUAAACAUUAUAGUUGUCAUAAAGAAUAAUCUAAUAUUCUCUUCCGGUUAUAAAUAUUUACCAGUAUGUAAAGUUUUAGGAGAGAAAAAUAUAUCUAAAAUUGUUUUCAGAAGACGAAGAUCCCAAAAAUCUGUUACUCUUCCUCCGUAUGUAAUCUCAGCUGAAAUGUACAUAUACAUUUAGUGUUUUUGGCUGUACAAUUUGCAUUAUGACUUUGUAAAACAAUUACCUGUGAUAUAUAUUAAUGCAUUCCAUGGUAUUGUACCGUUUUCACAAAAAAUUUGCAAGUUCAAUAAACAACAUUCUCGAUCACUA
This is a messenger RNA of Vespula pensylvanica (western yellowjacket), 3128 nucleotides long. Its product is annotated as nurim homolog. The transcript has 4 exons. Gene Ontology annotation, cellular component: nuclear membrane. Bases 194 to 937 code for a protein of 247 amino acids. The record is from RefSeq and is a predicted model, not a curated record. NCBI's taxonomy places the organism in Eukaryota, Metazoa, Arthropoda, Insecta, Hymenoptera, Vespidae.